ACGCAGCCGGGGGAGGGGAAGCUGCGGCGGUGACGACGUGGAAAGAUGGACGCAGCCUGAUCCCGGUGGAGCCAAGGGGUGUGUGGGGUGUCCGGAGAGCGAGCCGGCCCGUCCGACCGUCAACCGCGCGGGGCGGGGAGCGACAGCCGCUGCCCCUCACCCCCUCCCACGGGAGCAGGAGCCAGGUAAUAGUAGUAGGCAUCCAUCAGUCUCCAGAGACAAUGGGUAUGCGUCCCUGAGAGGUAAAGAAUUUACUCAGUUGGUUUUAUGGCAUCCGCAAACGUGGCUGAAGAGACCCACUUGAGAGAGAGAAUCUCUGCUGCAUCUGUCACAUUUAAAGUGCUCUAAUCUACCUUGUUUAAAGGAAAAGAGCAUCCGUUUGGCUCAUUCUGGCAAUCUUCAAGUUCCAAAGGCUUCUGUUGAAGGAAUGAAGCUUUAAAAAGGAACUUACAAAGUAAGAAAAUGGGUGCAAACAGUAGCAGCAUUUGUGAGCUCCCAGAAAAUGUGUACUUAAAAAGAUUAUCAGGAGCCGAGGCUGUCUCUGAGAAUGACCCAUUCUGGAAUCAGCUGCUUUCUUUUAGCUUUACUGCCCCAACAAGCAGUGCUGAGUUAAAGCUGUUGGAAGAAGCCACCAUCUCAAUCUGCAAGUCUUUAGUUGAGAACAAUCCUCGAACAGGAAAUCUUGGGGCAUUGAUUAAAGUCUUCCUUUCCAGAACCAAAGAGUUAAAAAUUUCAGCGGAAUGUCAAAACCAUCUUUUUAUUUGGCAGGCCCACAAUGCAUUGUUCAUUAUUUGCUGUUUGUUAAAAGUGUUCAUAUGUCAGAUGUCAGAAGAGGAACUGCAACUUCAUUUUACUUAUGAGGAGAGAAUGCCAGGCUCAUAUGAGACAAACAGCGUUUCCUUUUAUUCUGUUUCAGGAGUGGAAUGUGAAGACCUUAUAGAAGAGUUGCUGUGUUGCCUCAUUCAGCUCAUUGUUGAAAUUCCCCUUCUAGACAUAACAUACAGCAUUUCCCUGGAAGCUGUGACGACACUUGUUGUCUUCCUUUCCUGCCAACUAUUUCACAAGGAAAUUCUGCGAGAGAGCGUCAUUCAUAAAUACCUGAUGCGUGGCCGAUGUCUCCCAUACACCAGCAGACUUGUGAAAACAUUAUUAUAUAACUUCAUUAGACAAGAGAGAAGCCCUCCCCCAGGUUCCCAUGUCUUCCAGCAGCAGACAGAUGGAGGAGGAUUGCUUUAUGGUUUUGCAUCUGGGGUGGCAACUGGCCUGUGGACGGUAUUCACAUUAGGUGGAGUAGGAAGUAAACCAGCACCACAGCAGGAACAGUCAUCACCGUUAGCUAAUCAGAGCCUUCUGCUUCUGCUUGUGCUAGCUAAUUUGACUGAUGCUCCAGAUACACCAAACCCGUACAGACAAGCUAUUAUGUCCUUCAAGAACACACAAGAUAGCACUGCUUUUCCUUCACCAAGUCCACAUGCUUUCCAGAUUAAUUUUAACAGUUUGUACACCGCUUUGUGUGAGCAGCAGAAAUCUGAUCAAGCAACUCUCCUUUUAUACAUAUUACUGCAUCAGAACAGCAAUGUUCGGACAUAUAUGUUGGCUCGCACUGAUAUGGAAAACCUUGUUUUGCCAAUUCUUGAGAUUCUCUAUCAUGUUGAAGAAAGGAAUUCACACCAUGUUUACAUGGCUCUUAUAAUUUUGUUGAUCCUUACAGAGGAUGAUGGCUUCAAUCGAUCCAUUCAUGAAGUGAUAUUGAAAAAUAUCACUUGGUACUCAGAGCGUGUUCUAACCGAGAUUUCACUGGGGAGUCUCCUGAUACUGGUGGUGAUAAGAACCAUUCAGUACAACAUGACAAGGACAAGGGACAAAUACCUUCAUACAAAUUGUCUGGCAGCCUUAGCAAAUAUGUCAGCACAGUUCCGCUCACUUCAUCAGUAUGCUGCUCAGAGAAUCAUCAGUUUGUUUUCUUUGUUGUCUAAAAAACACAACAAAGUUUUGGAGCAAGCCACGCAAACCUUGAGAGGCUCCCUCAGUUCAGAUGACUCUCCACUUCCUGAUUACGCACAAGACCUGAAUGUGAUUGAAGAAGUGAUCAGAAUGAUGUUAGAGAUUAUCAAUUCCUGCUUGACAAAUUCUCUCCAUCACAACCCCAAUUUGGUGUAUGCACUGCUUUACAAGCGGGAUCUGUUUGAGCAGUUUCGAACUCACCCUUCCUUCCAGGACAUAAUGCAAAAUAUAGACCUGGUGAUCGGCUUUUUCAGCUCACGGUUAGAGCAAGCCGGAGCCCAGCUGUCAGUGGAGAGAGUUCUGGAAAUUAUCAAACAAGGAGCUGUUGCAUUGCCCAAAGACAGACUAAGAAAAUUCCCAGAACUGAAGUUUAAGUAUGUGGAGGAGGAGCAGCCUGAAGAGUUCUUCAUCCCCUAUGUCUGGUCCCUGGUGUACAAUUCCGCUGUGGCCCUGUACUGGAACCCACAGGACAUCCAACUCUUUACGAUGGACUCUGGCUGAGGGAGAAGCAGCUAAACAGCAGAGCCAGCUCUGCUCUGUCUUAUCACAGGCGAAGAAACUCGAAACUGCGUGUGAAUACGUGACCCCUCCCAGCGUGCGUCCUCUAAACCUGAAGCUUAGUGAGAAUGAAGCUUGCUACUAUUGUACAGAGCGACUUUGACAUUUUGGUCCCAGACUGCAGCAGACACACUGGAAGCAGAUUGUGGUGUGGGAGAGAAACUGACAAGCUUGGUUGCAAACUUUUAUUUCUAUUUCGUAAAACCUAGAGCUUAUCCAAUGAAAAUGAGGCCUUAGACAUGCAGUGUGAUGUUACCACCACCAAGAAAACUGAUAGCUUUUAAAACUAAAACGGGGAAAAGAGAAAAUAGAGGGUGUACGUUGAUUUGGAAGUAGCAUUUAUAUUUUUAUUACCUUUGACUUCUUUGAGUCAAAGUCUUUGAACACUAUCAUUUUCUACAAUGGACUGUUCAUCUCACCAGUACCAUAUCUCCUCUCAUGGCCAUUAUAUUGGUGACAUUGUAAUGUCUACAAUCUCUAAAAUAUCCAUAUUAAUGCCAUCUGAGUGAGCUAGGCUGCAUUUUAAUCAAAUGAUGUUUCCAGACGGAGAAGAUACUGUGGUGUGGGGAGGAGGGUUUUCAACUGGGAGACUUUUCUUUUGAAGAGCUAUCAAAACACUUUUGAUGGUUAAUAGUCUUUAUGGGGCUUGAAUCACUAGCUUCCAAAGGAAAGUCCCUCACAGACUCACAAUAUGGUACUUCUGUACAAAAGCUUUUCCUGGAAAUUGAUCACAUAAACAAAUCUCCAGAGCAAAGUGUUUAAGUUUGUAAAAGUAGAGCUAUGCCACAUAAAAAGUUUGUGCGCUUUCAGCAGUGUCUGAUGGGAAUCCCUGAUGAAGCUUUGUUAAAAAUCCCCUUUUUGCUGCUAAAGGGAUUAUAGCAGAGGUAUGGAUUUAACACAGUGUGGAACGCUUCAAAAUGAAUGUUUUAAAGUAUUCUUUCCUGGUGGACCUAGCGUAAUGAAAAUAAUUAAAAUACUCUCUCUGCAGGUAGAAAACCAAAGGAAAUAGGUUGACAUUAUUUUAACAGAAUGUCUUUUUCCCCCCCUGCAUAUCAAGGAUCUGUUUGUCUCUGGGACAAGCUCCUGACAGUGUUCACUUCCACAUGCUCACAGAAACUCCUGCUACACCUUGGGCUGUUUUGUGGAAGUCUCUGUCACUAAAUCAAGUGUACUGCAUGCCAACAUAUAAAGAUAAGAGUUCAUUCUUACACAUAUAUGGCAAAUCCCGCAAUUCACUGCCUGACCCAGCAUGUUCUGUUUACAGACUCGGAGGAUAGUGCACAUUCGCUUUCCUCUGAGUGGCUUUAAACAGAGAUUCCUGUGCUCGUUUUUCUUUUGCUGAAGAAGCUGGCAUUGUCCUUUUUUUUUACCUGCUUGUUUGGAAGCAAAGUCCUUGUGGACAAAUGGAACUGCUGGGUUUUCAAAAAACUCCUUUCCCUAUUUAAUUAAAACUGUAAGUACAAAGAGCCGUGCAUAGCAUAGGCAUUCCUAGCGCUUUCGAGUAGCGGUAGUUUUGGGAAGAGGCAACAUGAAGACAGGAGCUGCGACUCUUUUGAGUGUAAAAUAUGGGAAACAAUUGAACUGUGACUUAAGGUAGGGGUAUGUUUGUGCUACAUUUUGGGGUGGUUUGGUUUUUUACCUCUCUGAACAAAAGUCAAAGGGGGAUGAAGGCUUUUGUGUUUGUUGUAGUGAUUUGUAAUUUUACCUUUAAAUAAAGGACUAGAGUGUUUGUGAGCCAGGAGAGGUGCACUGCCCUUAGAAUGGUCAUUCUAACAGUGCACUUUGAAACUGUGGAUUCUGAGACUAACUGGAGGGUUCAGUUCUUCAAGUGACUUAACCACACUGAGAGUCUGGUCUUGCCAAGUAAAGCGCAUCCUCCACCCCCACUGAUUUCAGGGUAGCUGGGGACAUCCAGGACCUCCCGGUUAUUGGCUGGUGUGUCAACUUUGAGAGAAUCUGAUUUUCUUUAAAAGAACUUUGUAUAAGCACAGGGGUGCAUAAAGCAGCAAUCGGAUAUAGGUCAAACAAGACACUGAGUCGAUGAAGGAGUCGUGUAAUAAUUUCAGUUUGUCCUCCUAAUGACAUUGCACUAACGUAAACGAGAAGCGUGCUGGUUCCAGUGCCAUACUUUUCUUGUGCAGUUAAUUAAAAUGCAAUGUGUAUGGAGCCAGCAGGUUUGUAACAGCGGGAGCCAGAAUCCAAAGUUGAAGCAGUAGAGCAAGCCAAGUUUAUACUGAAAUCCGUCCUGGUAUGAUUGAUUCUUUCAAGUUUCCGAGCAUUAUACAGGUAUAGAAAUGUCUUGGAGUCUGCAGUCUGAUGCGUUCACAAAUACUCUAUUUUCCUUCAGAUCUGUAAAGUACCACCUGAGGGAUCCUUUUCAUUAUUUUUGUGUGAAAGAUUUAUUAUGUAGUAAUAAAAAAACUAAACACA
Molecule: messenger RNA, 4992 nt
Organism: Chrysemys picta bellii (western painted turtle)
Lineage: Eukaryota; Metazoa; Chordata; Testudines; Emydidae
Source: RefSeq, a predicted model, not a curated record